AUGUGGCGGCUGGGCGCGGCCUGGGCGCGGCCCGCGGCGCUGCGCGGGGCCCGGCGCGGGCUCAGGAGCGGCGCGGCGGCGGGGAGCUGCUCAGCGGGCGGCCUGGCACUGCGGAGCCGGCCUGGGCCGGGCGGGAACGGUGGCUAUAAGCGUCUGAUAAAAGAAGAUGAUAAAAAGACGGUUAUAUGCAUCGAGGGGAAUAUUGCAAGUGGAAAGACAACGUGCCUGGAUUAUUUUGCACAGACUACCAGCAUCGAGGUCUUGACAGAACCAGUGAGUAAAUGGAGGAAUGUUCGAGGUCAUAAUAUCCUGGGUUUAAUGUACCAGGAUGCUUCGAGAUGGGGGAUAACCUUACAAACUUACAUACAGCUUACAAUGUUGGAGCAGCAUACCAAACCAAUGAUUUCCCCAGUAAGAAUGAUGGAGAGAUCAAUUCACAGUGCAAAAUACAUUUUUGUAGAGAAUUUGUAUAGGAGGCUUUUUCCCAGAGAGAGAAAUAGAAUAAGAUUUACGAUGGUGAUGGAAGGCUUAAAUUGUGAGCAAUUGCUGAGAGCUUCUCUGGCAUGCACAGACACACGAGUGUCCAAGUUCUUUGGGAAGAUGCCAGAGGUGGAUUAUGUUGUGCUGUCUGAAUGGUUUGACUGGAUCCAGAACAACACCGAUGUUUCAGUUGAUUUGAUAGUUUACCUGCAGACAUCUCCUGAAGUUUGUUAUGAGAGAUUAAAGAGAAGAUGCAGAGAAGAAGAGAAAAUCAUUCCUCUGGAAUAUUUAGAAGCUAUUCAUCAGCUCUACGAAGAGUGGCUCAUUAAACAUACGUUAUUUAAAGUUUCCUGCCCAGUGCUUGUCAUUGGAGCUGACCACGACAUGCAGAAAAUGAUAGAAAAGUAUGAAGAGAAUCGGGACCAAAUACUAAACCCAUGUAAUAUGCAACAGCAUUUGUAGAAGUCUGUUAGGUUGUACUUUUUUUUUAAUAAUUCAUGAAGUCUGAUACAGAGACAAUUCUGAAUAUUUGUAAUACUUCUGAAUUUAGUGGUUUCUGCUUUAGAACUACGCCUUGUAGGAUGUUGUGAAUUUCUUACUACAAAAUGUUCAGGAACAAGUCAUAAACAGAAUAUGACCCAAUUCCAUUCCAA
This is a messenger RNA of Lagopus muta (rock ptarmigan), 1133 nucleotides long. RefSeq names its product thymidine kinase 2 (gene TK2). Gene Ontology annotation, cellular component: cytoplasm; mitochondrion. The transcript has 11 exons. Gene Ontology annotation, molecular function: deoxynucleoside kinase activity. The record is from RefSeq and is a predicted model, not a curated record. NCBI's taxonomy places the organism in Eukaryota, Metazoa, Chordata, Aves, Galliformes, Phasianidae. The coding region runs from base 1 to 942 and encodes 313 amino acids.